GCGUUUCCCUCACCAGAAUCCAAAGCUGAGAUGUAUCUAGUCUUACGAAUCCGCCAUUUCAAAGCUGAAAGCAGAUAAAGACGCUUUUGGGUUUUUAUAUUUUCAUUUUCUAGUAUAUUUCUACUUUUAUUAGCAAGUAGGAUAACUAUAUUUCUCUUUCUACCUUGCCUGCACCAGCUGAAAUUUCAGAUGGAUGCAGGCACGGAAGAGAAGAUCACAGAAACUUCGAAAAUGUCAAAGGAUGAAUCUAAGGGGCCUGUAACUGAAAACAAAUCCAGAAUUCGUGGGUUCAAAGGUCGGGGUCGAGGUCGGGGCGGUCGCAUAAGUCGAGGCGGCAUGCGUGGCGGGCGUGCUAUGAUAAAAGGCUUUGGACCACCUGGACAUGGGAGAGGCCGAAUGAAGCAUGGAGACAUGAAUGGAUUCGCACCCAUUAGAGGAAUGGGGAGAAUGCGACCGUACCCAGACCUGCGAGGCCAUCGAUGUAGGGGUGGACCGAUGGGUAUGGGCCCCCCUCUUCCCCCUCCACCUCCGCCUCCACACCUGAGAGGCCCCUUCCCACCAAUUCCCAGGCACGGCCCUCCUCCUCCUCCUCCUCCUCCUCCACCUCCACCUCUGGGACAUCCUGCUUUCAGAGAGCGCCCACCCCAUCCACGAGGUCGUGGCAUGCCGCCACCUGGACCUCCAUGCAACUUCCACCCCCGUGGCCCCAGAGGGUCAACGAGUAAUGAAGAGAUGAUGAAUCCCUGCCUAGCUGACACAUCGGUUCUUUCACAGUGAGCCCCCUGUUGGCUAAAGCCAAGAACCCAAUAUGUGAUUUUAUCCUUUUACACAGCUACCACAAUGGACCUGUCUCUCCUCCUCCUCCUCACCCCCCACCUGGCAGAGGCCAGAGGUGGCCAGGGCCCCCUGGUGGCCGACGCUUUUAACACAGCCCACCCUAAAAACAAUACCCAAGUACUUAUUAACAGAGACGGGGCCCAGAGUGUUGUAGUAAAUGAAACACUUUUGAAUAAUGUGUUAAACAAGUCAAAGUCUCUGAGUAUCUCUUUGACAUACUCUGUGGCCAAAUGUCUGAUUACUGACAAAUAAUCUGAAGUAAUGACUAAUGACAGCUGAGAACUUAACGUAACGUAAUGCCUCAUAACGUAACAAUGUAAAGGCAUUGUGGUUCUGUUGCUGUUGUAGAAACACUUUGACAUUGUUGAGAAAAGCUGUUCUCAGCGAGUGUUUAAUGUUCAUUGGUUCUUGUGGUGUCGCCCUGUGAGCCUUAUGAUGGUUUCCCCGACUCUUGAUAAAGACUUAAAACGGGUGAUGCUGUAUGUUUACAAGUGGGGAGCCGUUAUUGAAGGAAUGCACGCCAGCCCUCGAGCGCCACUGAAUAGUUAUGUAAACCUUGGACCUCCCUAUCAUUUAUAACCUCAUUAAACCAUGCAGCAAGUCUUGUUUAACAGAAGUAAAACAGUAUGCUAUGAGCAUCCAUGAGUAUUUAAUCCUAUAUAAUUAAUGUGCAGCUGUUUUAAGUUAUAUUGCUGUUUGAAACAUUCAUAUUUGAGAUAUAAGUCAUAGUAUACUGAAAUUAUAUAUAUUAAGUAGUUUUUAUAAGAACAGAUUCCACUAGUAUUUGCUUAAGUUACUGAGUUACGCAUUACUGUGUUAAGUUUUUUCAAGUGUUAUUAAUGCGCUGCACUGUAAUUAACAUAUCCUUGUCAAUCUGUUAUUGUGUUAUUUGAGAAAAUUCAACAGAUGAUAUAGUCAUAAAUGAAAAAAAUAAAACUAACAAUAAACUCUA
Messenger RNA from Betta splendens (Siamese fighting fish), 1789 nucleotides. RefSeq lists its product as uncharacterized. The transcript has 6 exons. The coding region runs from base 190 to 777 and encodes 195 amino acids. The record is from RefSeq and is a predicted model, not a curated record. Lineage: Eukaryota; Metazoa; Chordata; Actinopteri; Anabantiformes; Osphronemidae.